ACCCCUGGCCCAACAACAUGAUUCUAACAUUUACUGUAAAUCAAAGCUGAGCAUGUCCGGAAACAUAGCUAGGGACUGGUCUUUAACGAGAUUUCAUGGUAACCACCAACUGCCAUUGUUGCGUGCAGUCUACGUUAGUCACGCGGGGAGUUGGGGGAAGACAGAACUUUGUGGGAGCGUAAUAGUUUCCCUCGCUGUGCUGGAGCCGAAAUUCUCUCUCUGUGUAUUUUGCACCUUCACCCAGGAUGGGCAGACGCACACACACAGUAGCAGGUACAUUUCUGUUUCAAUUUGCCAUUAUGUAUUUAAAGUGUAUUUGUCGACACGAAUUCUACAAGAGAGAUACCCCUAGGUGCGUGAUUUUCUGCUUCAGCCUUUUUCUACUCUACUCAAGUGUCUUUUCAGCAGUUGCUGUUAUCAUCUAGGACUAAAUAUUGAAGCGCUCACUGUCUCUACAAGGAACACCAGAUUAGCCAAUAAUUGGUACUCCUUUGAUCUUUUUACAAGACCUAGAAUAAAUGUCCCGUGUUGUAUUGGAAAGCACGUUUUGUAAGCCUGCAAGGGGCGCUUUCCAGUCUUGAGCAGUUUCAGAGUUCAGCUGCCAAGAUAGGAAGCUCCACUACUGCAAGCGAGGCUGUGCAGGGUGAGCGCUGUAGCCACUCCUGCAUCACCAAGGCUCAGCUCUGGCAUCUGUGCAGCAGAGUAGGGGUGGAAAGAAGCCUGCUGGGACCUGGAGUGCUACAGAGGAGAUGUUACAAUCUGAUAGCUCUGCUGCUAUCAACACUGGCACGAUCGUAACCCUAGGUUUAACUGACAAAGUGACCCUGGUACUAUGUAGGCAUCCUGCCUGCUGGAGGUGGCAGAGCCUUUCAGGCAGUUCACAGUCACUGCUCUAAGUACUUUCUCUUCCCUGACGAGUAUCUUUUCCUCCAGUCCCAAAGGGUCCCAAAUGUCUUCAGGCUUUGCCACUACAGAAUGAGCUCAAGAUCAGGGGUAUAAAAGCUGUGAAUCCCCUAUUUUGCAUGUUAAAGAGACCUAAGAGUAUUUCUGUAGAAAAUGCACAGAGGUUUUUUUUUGUUGGGGGGGGGUGUUUUGUUUUACAAGAGAGGAAGGAGAAGCCACACAAAAAAAAAAACAAAUUCCCACACCAAAAAGCUUACAAGGGAAAUGGCAAAAGCCAUCACAUUGGAGAAAAACCUAAAAUGCCCAGUGCUUUUGUCUUCCAUCUUCCUUUACUCGUACUGGCGACAGGUCACGUAUUCUUUCAGACUGCCCAGAUAGUAAUGCCAUCGGGAAUUCCAGCUGAGUGGGGAAUCCCAGCGGUCAAGAUAAAAGAUGGAUUAGGUAGUCUGCCUCCUUGGCACUACAGGAUACAGCUGCCUCCCACCUUAUGCCCCAUUGUAAGGCAAGGGGAUUGUUCCUUGACUUCUAAUAGAGUAAAUAUGGUAAAAUCCAAGACAUCAGCAUUCAUCCUACAGCAGGAUGCAAUGCAAAGGGGCCGCCUGGUGCAAAGGGGUCUGAAGCACAGUAAGUAACUACGCAAUAUGGGAGCUGCAUGGGAGACAUCUCCCUGGUAGCUUGAGGGCAUCCACAGCCCAGCCCACGAGAGAGUGCCCCAUCCCAAUCCUCUUGUCCAGCACCAACGUCUCACUUUCUACCACAAGCCAUGAACUCACAAGCUCCUGAAUGAACCAAAUCAGCCACAGAGGCAAGUGCAAAAACUGCCAAAUGGGGAUCAGCAAUAGUGUGCGCAACAGGGAGGCAAGGAUGCAUGGCACAUUGGCGGGGGGUCAGUAAAUGCCCCAGUAAUGGUCAGGUCUCUUUGGAGAUGCACAGGCUAGAACAGCAAAGUAAAAGCAACCUGACUGCUGCGUGUACUGCCCCAUGAUGUGGUUGACGUGAAGCUUGUCUGGCACCUUUCACCAUGUUCAGUUUGGAGCCUAAUCUUAUUGAAUCAUCUUCUCUCCUUCUGCAGGGGCCAGUUCUUGUGGGGUUCCCAUUCCAGCUGUAAGCCCAUAACUCACGCCACUCGCACUCAGUCCUAUUCCACUUCCCAAGCGAGCCUGGUGCCUUUGCAAUGAGCUCUGCCCAAGGGACUCCCAGCUUCCAGACACUACCCUUUCCAAAUUCAGUUUCUCUUCGCUGGCAGCUGGGGCAGUUUCAGUCCAAGAUCCUUUACUCUGUGGUCUGAAUAGAAGAAUACCUCACCCAAUCGCUGUGCCUGUCCUCGACUCCUUCCAAGGUGUUCACGGUCCUGAGGUCAGUAGCUUGUCUUGCCUCAUUCAUCUGUCUGAGGGCAGCAGCAGGAGGGAUGGAAACAGGCAGGUCACUUACACCAGGAAAUGUGGCAAACCUGACUGUACAUGUUGGAAAUCUUCUUCCCUUGUGCAUGUAACGCCCUAGAGCACGUGACCCAGGCAGCAGGAGUCAGCAAAGAAAUCAACUCUCCCGCUGACAGAGGGUCGCUCUAAUCCUGAGGGACUGCGGGACAUGAACGAUGAGAACAAAUCAGCUCAUCAAAUACACUCUGUUUGUCUCCUGUUACCUCUUCUGGGUGGCCAGUGGGCUUAUGGUAGCAGUCGGGAUUUAUGCCAAACUCUCCAAGGAAGCAAUUUGCCUGGACACUGCUAAUUGUACUGAUCCUCCAGAUCGUGGCUGCUGUUCUGGGAUUCCUCUUCUCUGGCAUGGUGAUGGAGAAGGCAGCAUUUCUUAUGGGGAAAGCUAUCUCCAGUUAUCGGGAUGACCUGGACUUACAGAAUCUCAUUGAUUACAUACAGAAAAAGUUUGAAUGCUGUGGAGUACAUUCCUACAAGGACUGGUCCCAGAACAUUUACUUUGAGUGUCGAGACUCCAACCCCAGCCUGGAGCGCUGUGCUGUGCCUUUCUCCUGCUGCACCCAAGAGGAUAAAGGAACAGUUCUCACAAGCGUUCUCAACACCAUGUGUGGUUAUGGGACCCAGAAUCUGAGACCAUGGGAAGCAGAGAGCCUGAUUUAUACCGAGGGCUGCUUGGAGAAGAUUGUCAACUGGGGACAAAGAAACCUGCUGCUAGUUGCAGGGCUAGCAAUAGGAUUGUUUGUCCUGGAGGUUCUUGUCUUUUCCCUGGCCAUUAUGCUUAUCUACCAGAUCAACUUCAUCAUACAGAAACGGCAAAGCAUGAGGAGAUGCCCUGAGAAGUAAGACCUGCUCCUAGGAUGAACUCAGAGUGGUCUUUGACACCACGUAGGCUACAGAGAAAAAACUAACUGUAUUGACAAUGCUGUGAAUACCCCAAAGAGGACCGUGACUCAUGCCAAACUGAAUGAAAAGAUACUGUGAAGUGUAUUCUGUGCACAAGACAGAGAUAAGUACACUAAGAGGCCUCUCAUCACCAGCAUCAUCUGAUGGAACAACACUUUCUCUCUCUUCUUCCAUUUUUUUAUCAUAAGGAACUGCACAAAACCAGUCUCUCUCCCAAAUUUUCUGCUGCUUAUUUUCCACCUACACUAGAGAUCCCUGCAUGUGAGUUCACAGGGCACUGCUUUAGAGGACUGUGGUAACUCUCAGAGGAUUCUUACCUGAAUGGGAGGAUCAGAGUGGAUCAGGGAAGUUCUGAAACCUUUCAAAAGUGACACUCCCUGUAAUAACAACAGGGACAGGAAUGGAGAAGUUUGCCCUAAAGACAUAACCAUUUCCAAUCAGUUAUUUCCCCUAUUUUUCAUGAGCUCUUUAAAACCCCUUCUGCUGAGGCCACCAGCUAGGAUAGCCUUGGAAGGUUUUGUAUCUGAGUUUGGUGUUCAUCUUCCUCUUGAACAUUUUAACUAUACAAAUUACAACCAGGAUUGUCUUAUCAAAGAACAAAACUUUCAGGACUGUAUUUUGUCAUCGCCUGUCACAGGCCAGACAGUGCCAUUCUAGUUGCACUUCAACAGAUAUUCCUCACUACUUAUCAGCAGAUCCACAUUUUGUUUUUGUUUUGUUGGUUGUUCUCCAUUUCCUCCUCAAAAAAAUCAGUUUCCUUGCAGUUUUUCAAACUUCUGAAAUAAUCUGAAGUCUGUAGUUGGUGAAGCUGCCAUAGCCUGGAAAGAACUGCUGGUAACUGAGAAUGUGAUUGCUUGACCUGAAGUUUGCUGCUGCCUUCAGCUGAGGAAACUUUGAGACAUUUUCCUGGCAUUUUCCUCUUCACUGUACCAUCUAUUCUGUAGAACUGUAUACCUGAGAGCGAGAAGUUCUUCUGCAGCCUGACAAGCAUGUGGACAAGGAGAGAUCCGUCUGUACAAAAUAAUUCCAUACCACCAGUGAAAAGACAGGAGGCUCCUGACAUUGGAGUUGUUGUGUCGCUUGGCACAUUAAAGUCUUCUUUGUCAACAGGGAAAGUCAUUCUUUGCCCCAGGAUGGUGCUGAUGAUGUUUCUUGUACAAUAUUAAAGUUUCUCUGUCAGCCUC
This is a messenger RNA of Alligator mississippiensis (American alligator), 4423 nucleotides long. RefSeq names its product tetraspanin-33-like. The record is from RefSeq and is a predicted model, not a curated record. Gene Ontology annotation, cellular component: membrane. Bases 2589 to 3179 code for a protein of 196 amino acids. The transcript is spliced from 7 exons. Lineage: Eukaryota; Metazoa; Chordata; Crocodylia; Alligatoridae.